Messenger RNA from Ostertagia ostertagi, 567 nucleotides. Lineage: Eukaryota; Metazoa; Nematoda; Chromadorea; Rhabditida; Trichostrongylidae. The record is from the annotation of a GenBank genome assembly.
AUGGGUGACCAAAAGGAUGUGCUGAUAGAGCCGAUUAAGGCUGGUCCACGGACCGAUCAAGAGCUUAUGGCGCAUAUGGCAGCUCAGGUCGGCGAUGGUCGUCUGUUCAAAAUGGAUGUCGACUAUACAAGCCAGGUCGACGAAGCUAUUCCCAAGGCGAAUGCGAUCGCUGCGAAAGGAGAUGUCGCCGCGGCUCUGGACUCUUUGACCAAUCUUGAGAAACUUACACGACUUGGUUCAGACAUGAAAAGCAAUACACGGAUCGUUCAGCAUAUGGUGAAACUCUGCUUUGAUGGCAAGAAAUGGGAUCUUUUGAACGACACGAUACUUACUUUAUCAAAGAAGCGUCUGAUUAUCAAAGUGGCAAUCGCGAAAAUGGUCCGUGAUGCUUGUGAAAUGGUAGAGAAGAUGCCGAAUGAGGAGACUAAGAUGAAGCUUGUUGACACUCUGCGCACUAUCUAUGUGGAAGUGGAAAGGGCUCGUCUGACUUCUCUCGUAGUUAGGAAAAUGGAGGCGGAAGGUAAAAUAGAAGAGGCGGCUAAUCUCAUCCUUGGAGCUCCAGGUUGA